Messenger RNA from Daucus carota subsp. sativus, 829 nucleotides. RefSeq names its product non-specific lipid transfer protein GPI-anchored 5. The transcript has 3 exons. The record is from RefSeq and is a predicted model, not a curated record. Bases 130 to 576 code for a protein of 148 amino acids. Gene Ontology annotation, biological process: lipid transport. NCBI's taxonomy places the organism in Eukaryota, Viridiplantae, Streptophyta, Magnoliopsida, Apiales, Apiaceae. Gene Ontology annotation, molecular function: lipid binding.
UCACUAGUCAACAACAACGCCCACUUUCCUUAAAUUUCCUCCUCAAACCUCCCUCAAAAAUCCCAAUUUUCUCACAAAAAACUGAACAAACUCCCUCUCUAACAGAGAAGAGUUCUUCAAGUUCAUCUGAUGGAAAACCAGAGAUUCGGGUUCGUUAUCAGUUACAUCCUUCUAAGCGUGCUCUGGACAACAGCGAUGGCACAAUCUGAUUGUGACAACAUGGUAAUAAGCAUGUCACCAUGCCUCAACUACAUCACCACAAAGACAGCGUCACCUAUGCCAGGGUGCUGCACGCAGCUCGGUAGCAUCGUCAAGUUAAGGCCAGAGUGUUUGUGCCAGGUUCUUAGCGUUGGUGGUGCUUCUCUGGGGCUUACUGUCAACCAAACCCAGGCUCAGGCUUUGCCUGAUACAUGCAAUGUUACAACUCCCCCACUCAACAACUGUAAAGCAAAUAACCCAGAUUCAACCAAAGAGGCACCUACAGGUAACGGUUCAUCAGAUGCAAGCCUCAACAAUUUGGCAGUUCCAUUGUUCUUCCUCGUCUUUGCUGCAUCAUACGCCUUCACCAUUAUGUAAAACUUCCAAUGCAGCAGCCCAGCUUUCCAGAUAUAUCCUAGGCAAACUUGCUCACUAUUUUCUUCUAGCCUAGUUUUUGCGCCUUGUGGAACUGUAAAAUAGAGAUAAAUUUCCCUAGCAUUAUUCUAGUUUUAUUUCUAUUCAUUUUAGUUUUACUUCUAUUAGUGAAUUCACGAGGAAAGAUAAUUUGGCAAAAUUUCUCAGAAAAACUGUAAAAUGUGCUACACAUUCAGAGAAAUGAUACUUUUUCAAA